This is a messenger RNA of Mytilus californianus (California mussel), 3336 nucleotides long. RefSeq names its product sodium-dependent glucose transporter 1A-like. The transcript has 4 exons. The record is from RefSeq and is a predicted model, not a curated record. Bases 228 to 1931 code for a protein of 567 amino acids. NCBI's taxonomy places the organism in Eukaryota, Metazoa, Mollusca, Bivalvia, Mytilida, Mytilidae. Gene Ontology annotation, biological process: transmembrane transport.
AGCUUCCGGGUGCUUUGUCCCCUCGAACCUCCUAACAGGAGGUUUUCUGCCCUUCAUCCGUUCAGGGUUUACAUGCCUCUCGCCGAGGUUCGGGCGUUCACUUAAAAAUGGCCUUGCUACGCCACUGUAAGCUACUGUUUAAUCAUAAACAUUGUAUAUAAAAAAUAUUAAUCGAUAAUUUACUGUUAUUAAAGCACACCAUACAUAUAUAUAAAUAAAAAUAAUACAUGGUCACACGUAGUAGAGAACCAUAUACAGGAAUGCAGAUGAAUGAUGAUUUUGGCCAAGGUGUCUGUAUGCCACCAGCUGAAAUACCAUCAGAGGUUAAUGUACUCAUUAGCAGUGCACAUAUUACAACAGCUGAUGCAAUACCUGAACAAAAUGUAUUGAUUGUCAAUGACAUAAAGAAUCAAGAAGAUGAUGCAACAUCGAAUACAAAACAGUCAUUAAGGGAAAGAUUGGUGAAAGAUGAUAUUUUCAGGCGUAAAUUUAUAUUAUGGAUUUUCCUUUGUAUGUCUAGCGGCAUUCUGGGUUGGGUUAUUGGACAAUUAGGUCCUUCGCUGCUGGACCUGAAAGAGAUAACUAAUUGCAGACUAGAGGAAGCUUCGUUUUUUCUGACGUCGGUGUUUAUUGGCUAUCUUAUGGGAACAAUUGUCAGUGGAGCAAUAUACAAGCGGAUGAACCCGUUCUUGCUGAUUUUCCUUGGAAUAACCGCUCUCGGUGUCACAUCUGCGGCGAUUCCGUGGUGCUCUCUUUAUGGAGUAAUGAUUUCUAUGCAUAUACUAAAGGGUUUUGGUUUUGGCGUUCUCGAUACAGCCGGAAAUUCUGUGUUUAUUUUCAACUUUAAACACGAGAAGGGAAUACAGUCAUAUCUACAUGCCAUACAUCUCAUGUUUGCUGUUGGUGGGUUUUUGUCUCCAAUAGCAACAGCGCCGUUUCUAAUGCAGGAUCUUCCUAGCACACAAAUGGACGAAAAUCUAAACUUAACCAUCUACCAAAAUACUAGUUUGUUAUCAACAUCAAGUUUACCUUCUAUUUUAUUCAUAAAAAACAGCACUGAUUUUUCAAAAGUGCAGUAUGCUUUACAGACGGCUAACAAUUCUAACAUGACAUAUAAUGAUGAUUUACAUGAUAGAAACAAUACUGAGCACAUUCAAAGACGUUCAGUACUGUACAAAGCAUAUCUGAUUUCAGCAGGCCUCUGUUUCAUGCUUGCGAUACCAUUUCUUUUCAUGUGUUUUACCAACAAUGAAACAUACAAGGAAGAGAAAUCGAAACAAAUGGAUAAAAAAACGGAAUUGCCUAUCCGUAUAAAAUUUAGUAUUCUUUUUUUAAUGUGCCUUUUCUUAGGAAUCGACAACGGAAUGGAAGAUACAUUUUUUGGACUAUUUACUACAUUCGUUGUGGUUCAGCUUGGAUGGACGAAAAAAAGCGGAUCAUACAUAACUUCUCUUUAUUGGGCAUCAUUUGCUUGUGGUCGUCUUAGUGCUAUUUUUAUCGGCCGAAGAUUGAAAGCUUCAAAAUUAUUACUUUAUUACACUAACGUUUUUCUCUUAGCUAUGAUUGGACUUUUUGUGUCCACAAAAUUUACUUUUGAUAUAGGAAUUUGGAUAUUUUUUCCAGUUAUGGGAUUUACCGUAUCUGUUUUCUUUCCAUCAAUAUUUAUAUGGACGCAAGAUUUUCUAACUGUUGCUGGAAAAGUGUCAUCACUUUUAUUAAUUGCGGCGUCAUUAGGAUCUAUGCUUAACCCGAUUUUGAUUGGAUAUUUAAUGGAUAAUAACGAUUCAAUGUGGUUUGCUUAUAUAACAUUAGCGGAUGGUAUUGUAAUGUGGAUUAUGGUGUGGGUAGCUACUUAUGUUUCUCAUUAUGUUAAAAAAUAUCGUGUGGAUAUAAUAGUUGAAUGUACUGAAAUUCAAGAAAAUAGUUCAUAAUAGUAUGUCAGGGUUGAAAUCCCUGUAACACGUGCGAUUAAUGUGUUGUGUUGUAUAAAACUUCACCAGGAACGCUCCGAGCUAAAAAUUGGGCAACCAAAGAGGAAUAAUACAUUUGGAACGGUUAUGCAAAAAAUGGAAUUAAAAGAAUCAUCAAAAACCGUCAUAGGGCAACUUCCAGUUUGCCUAUAAAAGUUGCUAAAAUAGUUUUUUUUUUAAUAAAUUAUUAAUUUUUAACUUACUUUUACGUUGAAAUUUAAAGAGACAAUCUAAAAUAAGUAUAAAAUAAGUUAUUUUGUAUUGUUGUUCAGAUAUGUUUAAAGAACGUUUUUUGCAUGUAUAGUAAAAGCAAUAUUACCACCCUGGUAAGAUAGAGCGGAGAAUAUGAAGUUUGUUUCGACCCUUAUGUCUAUUGUUUUUUAAAUUUUGAAAUAAGAAAAAAAAAUAAUGUGGAGCUGUCUUACACACACACAUAUAUAUAUAUAUAUAUAUAUAGCGGUACGCCACUAGUAAAUUGAUAUGUAUCAUGGCUUGAACGCGGUGAAUUCGACCUAAACAUCAUCUGAAAUGUCUAAACAUGAAAUACUUCUUGAUAAGUGUUUGAGUAAAAUUUCAGAUAUCUCUUUGCAGGACAUUUAACACCUAUUUAUGACAUUUUUAUAGGUUCUGAAGAUAGUGACUGGCGUCAUGAAGAAAGGAAUUUUAUUCUAAAUAACUUCCAGGUUGUCGUUUGUUGAUGUGGUUCAUAAGUGUUUCUCGUUUCUCGUUUUUUAUAUUGAUUAGACCGUUGGUUUUUCUGUUUGAAUGGUUUUUACACUAGUCAUUUUGUGGGCCCUUUAUAGCUUACUGUUCGGUGUGAGCCAAGGCUCCGUGUUGAAGGCCGUACUUUAACCUAUAAUGGUUUACUUUUACAAAUUGUGACUUGGAUGGAGAGUUGUGUCAUUGGCACUCAUACCACAUCUUCUUAUAUCUAUUUGUAAAUAAAUUUACUUCCUCUUAUCAAUACGAUUUUACAAUGUAAAAUAAGAAUAGAGGGGCAUCAUAUAUAAACAACUGUUAUUGUGAAAUCGUGUUGAUCGUAAAAUAAGAAUAGAGGGCAUCAUAUAUAAACUACUGUUAUUGUAAAAUCAUGUUGAUUAGAGCAAGAACACAUGAAAUAAUCAGUUACAAUAUUAGGGGCCUUUACCUAAAACAAUUAAAAAAUAAUGAUAAUUAGGAAAAAACAGAACAUUCCUGUUGCAGCCAUACAGUUAGUUUAAUCUCGUAGUUAAAUGGUGGCGUUAAAAAAAUUACAAUAACCGUCAUUGCAUGAUCAAAAUCUGCAUUGUUGAUAUAUUUUUUUUUAUUUUGUUGAAUAUGAAAUGACAUUGUCGUGUUUGUGUCAUUAAAUAUUUAUAGCAAUUUA